Molecule: messenger RNA, 1701 nt
Organism: Micromonas commoda
Lineage: Eukaryota; Viridiplantae; Chlorophyta; Mamiellophyceae; Mamiellales; Mamiellaceae
Product: tetratricopeptide repeat protein
Exons: 1
Coding region: 1-1701 (566 amino acids)
Biological process (GO): cell division
Molecular function (GO): protein binding
Source: RefSeq, a predicted model, not a curated record
AUGGCGUCGACGGCAUCGCCCGACGGCGGCGCGCCCGUCUCGACACCCGGUCUGCCUCCCGCCUCGUCCACCGCGCAACCCCGCGCCGGGCCCAAACCCGGUGCCAAGUGGUCCGGCUUCUUCAGCGCUGUUUCAUCGGCGUCAGUGUCGAAGAACAAGUCGAAGCCCAGCGCCAGGGCCGCGAAGCUCAUCGCCAAGGGGGACAUCGACGAAGCAUUGGAGAUCAUCGAGGAGGCCCUGCGCGCGAUCGACGCGGUGGAGAACGCGCCGGUGCCGGACGACGACCGCGCGUCGCUCCACGCCCUCUGCGCGAUGUGCCACUCGCGCAACGAGAGCAUGCGUCGGGCGUGCGAGCACUUCGCGGCUGCGCUCGACGCCGCGGAGGAGGAGGAGGCCGCGACCGGCCGUCGCGCAGCCGCGAAGGGUCCGAAGGGCCCCAUCGAUGCCGAGUUCUUCUACCGCAUGGGCGAGGCGUGCCACCGCCGCGGGCAGCACGGCCGGUGCGCGCUCGCGUACGAGCAAGCGUUGGAGUUGGACCCGCGACGGAAAAAACUUCCCAGCCGCCUGACCCCAUCCGCGGUGCAUCACCAGGCGGGGGUGUCGUGCAGGGAGACCAAGCGGUACGAGGAAGCCCUGGAGCACUUCGCCAAGGUGGACGCCCCGCUCGAGGCGGCGGUGGGCGUGGGCGACGUCCUGUGUGAUAGAGAAAGGUGUUACGCGUCGAUGGGCGACUACGCCGCGGCGGAGGCGUGCAUACGAGCGGCGGCGGAAGACGUCGAGUCGAGCCAACCGGUGAGGCCCGAGAACGUCUGCAGGGUGGCGGUGUACAGGUACGAGCGAUGCGGCGGGAGCGCCGAACGCGCCGUCAAGGAACUCGCGGGCGUCAUCGAGAACAAGGAAAAGACGUCGCUGUCCAAGAAGAAAGAGGCCGAGGUGCUCGCGAUGUUGGCCAGGUUACACGCCGGGCUGGGCGAACUGGCCGAGUCCGAGGCGAAUUUCGACGCGUCGCUGGGGCGAAACCCGCGGAGUCACGGGACGUGGCUGAGCCUGGGGCAGCUGUACGAAGCGACGGGGCGGGACGACCUGGCGCUCAGGGCGUACGCUCGCGUGGUGGAGAUUUGCGACGAGGACGACGACGGAAACGACGACGCAAGAACGGUCGGAAAAAACGACGGGGGCGGAAGAAGCGACGGGGGCGGAGAAGAAACCGUACCGACGCGCGGACGCGACGUCGUACGUCGGGAGGACGAGUACGUCGCGGAGGAGAGGCGGGCGAGGGGCGAGACCAGGGCGGAGGCUGUGCUGCUCUCCGGGGCUGUGUACGAGCGCCACGGCCAGCCGCACAGGGCGCUAAAGUCUUACGAGCUCUUAACCGGAGAUUCGCACCGGGAUAUUCGCGAAGCGCGGGAGCUCGCGGUGCUGACGCGAUGCGCGCUCAAGGUGCAGCGGGUUUUUCGGGGGAACAAGGCGAGGGAGGAGGCGAGGAGGAGGGCGACGGCGCGAACGGUGGCGAGGCAUUACGGCGCGCGGGGUCCGCUGCGGGGCGGUGACGGCGCAGGGGGCGGCGUGCUGAGCGAGUCGACGGGGGGAAGUUACGUGCAGCGAUGGGACGCGUCGCCGCUGGCGAAGCAGGCGGCGAGUCAUCCGUUCUUCAAGACGGAGGGAAAGCGACGCAAGCCCCCGGGUUCCUCGUUCUUCUAG